Eurytemora carolleeae is the source of this 736-nucleotide messenger RNA. It is a transcript of the gene DCTN3-p24, whose product is annotated as dynactin subunit 3. Gene Ontology annotation, biological process: cytoskeleton-dependent cytokinesis. The transcript has 6 exons. The record is from RefSeq and is a predicted model, not a curated record. Lineage: Eukaryota; Metazoa; Arthropoda; Copepoda; Calanoida; Temoridae. The coding region runs from base 27 to 584 and encodes 185 amino acids. Gene Ontology annotation, cellular component: dynactin complex.
AUUUAAUAUUUGACAUUUCAGAGUUGAUGAUGGAAAGUGAUUUAUCUGCAUUGAACCGUCGUCUUGAGAAACUGGAACAGAGAACAUGGGGAUCGAAACCAAGAAAUAUAUUACACGAGCCCUUGGUACACUAUGUAGCAGAGUAUAGUACAGAUGUUGGGAAUAGUCUGGUUGGCCAUGACAGGAUAACUCCUGUAGUUAAACGUAUAGAAGAGCUAGAGAUGUAUUUGGAUCCGUUGUUUGGAGAGAAGAGCUCCAACACUGACAGGGUCAAACAAUCCAUCCUGCUUAGCCAGGCUGGUCAGCUAGACCAAGAGUACAACAUGCUAGAACAGAUUAAAAUUCUGAGUGGAGAGCUGGACAGUCAGAAGUUGGGGGAUAUCAAAGAAAAUACAGGGAAACUAGAAGAAUUAAAGAGAUUUCAACUCCAGGAGAAAGAACAAGCUGACGCUCUCAAUACCCAGACACUAGAGCUGGUGGAGAAAUACAAUUCUAUCAUUUCCAGCCUUACUCAAGCAUUUAUCCAGAUAGACGCCAAGGUGGCAGCAGUAGAGGCUAAACUCAAGAAACCUGAAUAUUACUAAUUAGUGAUAUUUAGAAAUAAGAAAAUGGGUAAUACCUGUUAGGUAUACUUAUCAAAAAAUGUGAAAAUACAUUUACAUAUAUAAUACAUGCAUGUACGAUGUGCAUUAUUGUUAAAGUCGAUUAUAAUUUUCAAUACAAUUUUUUAUGCAUA